GAGCCGUUCCUCGAAUUCGCUUUGAACACAACAUCUGCAACCAACUUGCAACGUUAAUUUCGUGGGGUUGUAUCAGCUGCGUUGCACCCUCCCGAGCUUACUGUUUCAGGAUGUCCACUUCUCCUGCUGCUGUUCCGACUACCCCAAGCCUUCACACGGGAGAGUCUUAUCAGGAAAAAGCAUGGAGAAAAUUCAGGGAGCAACCAUUAGUCCCUAUUGGUACCCUUGUGACAUGUGGUGCACUGAUCAUGGCUACCGUCAAAAUGAGACGAGGCGACUCCCAAUCUCUGAAUAAUUGGUUACGUGUUCGUGUCAUUGCUCAAGGUGCAACUAUUGCCGCUGUCUGUGCAGGAACCUACGUAAUGGGUUCAACUCCUGGCGAAAAUAGACAACUCGACGAGAUACAAACGCAUAGGGAAGCUCGUGCUGGCAGGGAUCGGAAGGAAUUUGAGGACCGGCUGAAAGCUGCGGAGAGGCAGUGGAAAGAGACCGAAGGUGUUGUGUCAGGGAGGGACUUGAAUACGAAUAUUGCCAAAGGCGACUCCUCCUCGAAGGCGCUGCCGUCCGUUCAAGACCAAAUACCUCAGAGUGCUCCGUCACGGUCUGGCGCAAGUUGGUGGUGGUUUAAAUGGCCAUGGGGUGGAUCCUCGGCUUCCUGAACUUUGCGAAUCAACCAACAACCAUUGUGUAACAACGAUUUGGCUACAUAUUUCUCUUCUACAAAUGCAUAAUAAUACAGUCGUUGGCAAAUCCUCAUUAAAGCAAGAAAAUAUCAUGC
This is a messenger RNA of Suillus bovinus, 778 nucleotides long. Its product is annotated as hypoxia induced protein conserved region-domain-containing protein. The coding region runs from base 111 to 659 and encodes 182 amino acids. Lineage: Eukaryota; Fungi; Basidiomycota; Agaricomycetes; Boletales; Suillaceae. The record is from RefSeq and is a predicted model, not a curated record. The transcript is spliced from 3 exons.